CGAUAGAGUUCAGGAGUGCGAAAAACGAAACACGAAAACGAAAGAAAUUGGAUGGAGCGUAGAAGAAGUCCUUUAGGGGUCGUCUACGCAGUUAUACAAAAGAAGAAAAUUUUGAAAAACGAUUGACAGGUUGGUAACGAGCCUGCCUUCGGCGGCGAAGGCCUGUGUUUCCUGGGGAGUGGCCCAUUGGGCUUUCUCAACCCGUAAAGGUGGAGAAAUGUCGAUUCGGUUGGUAGCUCACCGUAUCGUGCAAAAUGGUCGGGCUUUACUACACUCCCUUCGAAAUACCGAGUGUCUCUACCCUAAUUGUCAUCCAAGAAUCAACCACGGCAACAUACACGUUGUACAAGUAGGCAAGUCCCAGGGCUAUUUGCCCCAGGGUAACAACAAUGUAUCUACCGCUGGAAGACACCUUGGUUAUUUGGGAGCCCACGCUCGACGGCUUUUCGUUGAUAAUAUCUUAAAACGAGUCACUAAUAGUUUGGCAGCUGAUUUAAGAAGACGGGCAGCAACUAGAUUAGUCUUUGGAGAUUCUGCACCAUUUUUCGCUUUAGUUGGAGUGUCCUUAGCAUCUGGAUCUGGAAUAUUGACAAAAGAUGAUGAGUUGGAGGGAGUCUGCUGGGAAAUUAGGGAAGCAGUAUCAAAAUUACAAUGGAACAUGCCUCAAAAUGAUAUGAAUUAUGAAGUUAUUAAAGAUGAAGAGAAGGUUGUCACAUUGAGUGAUUUUGUAAUUGGUCCUGCUAUUGCUAAAGGCUGCUCUGCAGUUGUAUAUGCAACAAGAUUCAAGGAAUCAAACGAAGACAAAAAUGAACUAAGUAUCGACAGCAAAGCCACGAAUGUAGCUACAUUUCCAUUGGCAUUGAAGAUGAUGUUUAAUUAUGAUACUGAAUCGAAUGCACUUUCCAUUUUAAGAGCUAUGUACAGGGAAACUGUCCCAGCUAGAAAACACUUAAAUAAUGAGGAACUGGCCGAAUGGGAAAUUAAAAUGGCAGAAAGAAAAGCAGAGCUACCGCCACAUCCAAACAUUGUAGCAAUGUACUAUGCUUUUGCUGAUACAGUACCAGCAUUACCUGGUUCCUUGAGAAUGUAUCCUGAUGCAUUGCCUAUACGCAUUAACCCCCAAGGAUCUGGAAGAAAUAUGAGUCUGUUUCUAUUAAUGAAAAGGUAUGACACAACGUUAAAACAAUAUCUGGUUGAUCAUGACAUAAGCAUCAGAGAAUCAACACUACUAUUUGCACAGUUACUUGAAGGUGUUGCACACAUGAAUGCUCAUGGCAUCGCACAUCGAGACCUGAAAAGCGACAAUAUUCUGCUAGACCUGUCCGAAGAAACUGACAACUGCCCGUCUUUAGUCAUUACAGACUUUGGAUGUUGUCUUGCUGAUAAAAGCCAUGGAUUAUAUUUGCCUUUCAACACUCACGAUAUUGACAAAGGAGGCAACGCUGCGCUAAUGGCGCCAGAAGUGAUCACAACAGAACCUGGACCAUUCACUAAUAUCAAUUACACGAAAGCUGAUCUUUGGACCAUAGGUACAAUUGCAUACGAGAUAUUCGGUAUGAGGAAUCCAUUUCAUGGUGACAGUAAUGACAAAACAUCGCUCAAGAACUACAGCUACAAAGAGACGGAUCUUCCGCUCUUACCAAACGAGGUGCCAACGAUUGUAUCCGCUUUAAUAAAAAAUAUACUGUCUAGAAGUUUGUACAAGAGGUUAGAUACAGAAACAGCAGCAACUGUAAUGCAACUGCACUUAUGGGCACCGAGUACUUGGCUUAGAAGCGAAGCGAAGUUACCAUCUAGUAACGAGGUGAUGCAGUGGCUUCUGUGCUUAACAACGAAAGUACUUUGCGAGGGACGUAACUCUGCACUACCUGUAUUAGAUAUUCUCUACGAGGAAGGAGUGGAAAACAUCGUCAGAAACCAUUCUUAUCAAAGAUCCUUAUCAACUAGGUCUUGCGGAAGACGUACCAUGCCGGAAUAUCAAUUAAUAGCGAGUUUCCUCAGUAGAGUCACGCUUGGCAAUGUUAGAAAUGCCUUAAAGUGGAUACAGAAGAAUAAUGUAUAAUUUUUUAGUAAAUGUUUUAUGUCCCCCCAAUAAAGGGACAAGAUCGAACGAUGUGAUGAAAGUAUUGUCUCUUCUAAAUGUCGAAGAAAAAAAAACGAAGCUGUUUCGUGAUUAUUUUUCGACAUGAAGCAGAAAUUGUUAUAUUAUUUUUAUAUAUCGAGUUCAACCGUAUUUUCGUUGAUGUUCCCAAGUUGGUUUCUUAUUAAUUUAUUUUUGAUACUGCGAAAAGAAAAUCCAGACAAGUCACACCUUCAAACAUAUUUUAUCUAUGGUUCUAAUUAACAAAUCACCGUAGCUGUGGAACUAAUCAUAGGACGACUUCUUUUGUGAUUCAUUUGCCUUGUAAUCCAACAAUAUUGAAAGCAGUGUAAGCGUAUUUAUUUUGACAAUUUUAUUUUAUUCAUUUUAUUUAUGUAUAAUGGUCUCCAGGUAAAUUAUUAUUCUAUUUACACAGAAAGCAAUCUUUCGUAUCCGAUAAAGAUAGUUCAUUCUGUGUCACUAUAAAUUAUUAUAAUUAAAAUAUCACUGUGCGAUACAGAAUGUAUUGGUCACUCGGUGAUUUUCAGAUAUCAAUUUCAGUUAUUUUAUUAAAAUGGUCAUUUCUUUGGAAUUUACUACGCGGAUGAAUGUAAAUAUUACAGCGAACCGAAGAAACAUCCAAACACUGUGUGAAUGUUAUUCAUUAAUAAAAUUUGUGAACA
This is a messenger RNA of Nomia melanderi (Alkali bee), 2763 nucleotides long. RefSeq names its product PTEN-induced putative kinase 1 (gene Pink1). Lineage: Eukaryota; Metazoa; Arthropoda; Insecta; Hymenoptera; Halictidae. Gene Ontology annotation, molecular function: protein serine/threonine kinase activity; ATP binding. Gene Ontology annotation, cellular component: mitochondrion. The record is from RefSeq and is a predicted model, not a curated record. Gene Ontology annotation, biological process: positive regulation of mitochondrial fission; autophagy of mitochondrion; regulation of apoptotic process.